Messenger RNA from Sarcophilus harrisii (Tasmanian devil), 983 nucleotides. It is a transcript of the gene TM4SF5, whose product is annotated as transmembrane 4 L six family member 5. Bases 160 to 864 code for a protein of 234 amino acids. Lineage: Eukaryota; Metazoa; Chordata; Mammalia; Dasyuromorphia; Dasyuridae. Gene Ontology annotation, cellular component: membrane. The record is from RefSeq and is a predicted model, not a curated record. The transcript has 5 exons.
CUCUCUCUUUUGGCCCAUACAUAGCCACAAACAUCAUCACUCCUGUUUUUACCUCUUUUCACUAAUGUGUCUCUCUCUUAUCCAUCUUUCCUGGUUCCAGGUUUCUGCCAUACCUUCCACUUGCCCUUUGACCCUUAUACUAGGAUUCCUUCUCCUUUGAUGUCACAAUCACUUUCUCUCACCCCAAUUCUCUCUGCUUUUCUCUACUUCUUACUCUUGUCCCUCUUUUCCUCUUCUUUCUUCUCCAGUCCUCUUGUCAUGUGUACAGGUAUAUGUGCCCAAUGUAUCGGAUUCUCCCUCAUCUUACUUUCCAUCAUCUGCAUAGUGGCCAAUACCCUCCUCCUGGUGCCCAAUGGUGAGACCAAGUGGACUAAACAUCUCAGCAUGCAUGUGAUCCUCUCAGGAGGUUUUAUUGGUGGGGGCCUAAUGGUGCUAUGUCCUGGAAUAGCAGCUGUUCAAGCUGGGGGCAGAGGGAUUUGUGGAGCUGGCUGUUGUAAAAAUCGUUGUAGGAUGCUGUGCUCAGUCUGCUGUUCGGCUUUCGGGGUUUCUGGGGCCCUUUACUGCCUCUUAGUGUCUAUCUCGGCGCUUCAGAAUGGGCCCCUAUGUCUUACAAAGUCUAACAAAUGGAGUUACCCUUUCAGAAAUACUAAUGGGCGUUACCUGGACAACAAAAAACUUUGGGAAGAGUGCGUGAAGCCUCCGAAUAUAGUACAAUGGAACUUGGAUCUGUUCGCGCUGCUGACGGCCAUGUCGAUUCUGGAGCUAGUGUUGUGUGGCAUACAGCUAGUGAACGCUAUCAUAGGAGUUUGCUGUGGGGACUGCCGGAAAAGAGAAGCUCCUCCUCCUCCUCCUUCUCCUUCUUGAGCUUUGAAGCUGAGGGGGGACACGUUCCUGUCAGGACGCUCUUUCCGAAGAUUUCGGAGACUGGAGUAAGUUGUCCCCACUCCUCUUUUUUCCCGUCACCUGAAAUAAAGUUCUCUGAU